Messenger RNA from Cyclocybe aegerita, 537 nucleotides. Lineage: Eukaryota; Fungi; Basidiomycota; Agaricomycetes; Agaricales; Hemipholiotaceae. The record is from the annotation of a GenBank genome assembly.
AUGUCCUUGAGCACUUUAAAGGCCUGCAUGCACGCCUCCGCGCUAUCUCUCUCCUUCUCCCUCUUCCUCUCCCUUCCCUCUUCCCGCCCUCCCCUCUCGUGCGAGCUACACGCUGGACGCGGCUUCUUCGUCUCGGAUUAUCCCCAGAAGAACGAUGAAUUCAGGCUGUGGUUGAGAGUGGAGAAUGCAAGUACUUCAACGAUCUCUGGCGAUGAUCCAGAAGCUGCCAGCUCGCUCUUCAAGUUGAAAUCUGAUCGCAAUACAGUUAUUUCUGCCAGCCCGGAACCCGAAAACAUGCUAUGGAAGCACCAGACUCCCUACCCGCCGCAACAAAAUCGUCCUCCACCUUCAAGAGAAAGUGCGAAGACAAUGACGCCCUCCGCCCCGCCUGCGCAGAAGGUGGAGCAGCAGCCUAUGACAAGAGACCUCCUCCGCUGCAGGCCCCAGCCGACCAAGCGUCCCAGGCCACACCACGGGCCCAGCAAUAUCCACCACCCCUCCCUAACACUCGCCCGCCGCGAAGGCCAACACGUAUAG